UGAUUCUCUGAGUGUCACACGGUGGUAGGGCUCAUGUGCUUGAGUGUGUAAUCGUGUGAAUGGGUGAGAUUAGCAACUGAUUCGGUUGCUAGGGUUCCAGAGGAGAUUAGGGUUUUCUGGUGAGAGGUUUCUUGUGAGUGUGAGAUCAGAGAGGGGUCAGAUCCGGUUUUGUGGAGUGGAUUGGAGUUGUAUUCGUCGGGUGUGAAGUUAUUUCACAACUGAAUUCAACGUUGCUCCCUUGGAUUGUUGGUUUGGUGAAUAGAUCUGCACUAUUAGCGGGUGGCUGAGCCACGGCUUGUAGAUCUAUGCGAUUCCUUUGUUAUCUCUCUGUUUCUUGUAUACUUUGUUUAGAUCCGAGAGGAUCUCUCAUUCUAUGCUAACAAGUCUUCCAGUGUGCAGGUUCCUUGGUAGAACUUGGAGCUACUGGAGCAGGAAGACAGUGCUAUAGUGUACAGCUAUCUACUCUGUAAUAGCUUGUAGUUCUUGUAUAAAUCAGUCGCUUGGUUGGUGGUUUGACUGAGCCAUCUUGUAAACAAGACCAAAGAGGUCUCGGUAAAUAGUGAACCCGGAUAGUCUGAUCCCUACAGUGGUAUCAGAGCCACGGGGGGACUAUUCCGGCACGCCGAGUCGCUAAAAGGAGGUGGGCAAGUGGAACCCUCCCUCGAGUGGGGGUUUGCUCUGCUCCUCGCCGUGAUUGAAAUUCCUUCCAAUUGCGCCGACGCAGGAGCAAAAUUAUUAGCACUAACUUAUUGUGCUAAUCCGCUCUCUUCAGGGCUGCGAUGGCAUUAUGGUGUAUUUCCUGUGCGAGAAAAGUUGCGAUAUUUCACUAUGAAGGAAGAGUAUGCUGUGACUCUUGCGGCAGAGUUCUUACUGAUGACAUGUUUACAGAGGAAACUCAGUUUGUGAAAGGAGCUGAUGGACAGUCCCGAGCGGCAGGUAUUCUUGUGAGGUCCGUCCAGCAUAUUUCUGAAUCCAGGCAGAGGACACUGAACGAUGCAUAUGACGGAAUCCUAAGUAUAAUGUCUGCCUUGGAAAUUGUGGGUGGUGCAGAUAAAGCUAAUAUAGCUCUUAGGUUUUAUGAGAUGGCACUUUGUAAAAACUUCACAAAGGGUCGCAGGAGGGAACAAGUGCAUGCUGCUUGUGUUUACAUCAUGUGUAGGGUGGAAAAUAAACCAUUUCUUCUAAUUGAGUUCUCAGAACAUCUAAGGAUAAAUGUUUAUGUGCUAGGGGCGGUCUUUUUGCAGCUUUGCAAAGUUCUUAGCCUUGAAGAAAACCCACUUAUUCAGAACCUUGUGGAUCCUAGCCUUUUCAUUCACCGAUUUUCUGACCGUCUGUUCAAAAGCAGAGAUAAAAAUAUUCCCAAAACUGCACUCCAGAUUAUUGCUAGUAUGAAGCGUGAUUGGAUGCAGACUGGGAGGAAACCAAGUGGAUUAUGCGGAGCUGCACUUUAUAUAUCUGCUCUUGCACAUGGUCAUGAUUGUUCAAAGUCUGAGAUUAUUAAGACAGUCCACAUCUGUGAAGCAACAUUGACAAAGCGGUUGAUUGAAUUUGAAAGUACCGAUUCGGGAGGUUUAACGAUUGAGGAGUUUGAGAAGAAGUCAGAGGAGUUUGACGUUCUGGAAAAAAAAAUUGGUGAAGAGGAGUCGCAAAUGAAGUCACUCAAUACAGGGAAAAAGGCAUCUAGGAGUGGUGAACUCCUCUGCAAGCAUAAGGGUGAGGAGGAACCUCCUCCUCAUUUUGCUUAUGGUCUUUGUAAUGAAUGCUACAAAGAUUUCAUGAUACUAUCUGGAGGCCUGAGUGGUGGAUCCGAGCCUCCAGCUUUCCAGCGUGCUGAGAGGAAAAGGAUAAUGGCUGAGGAAGUUACUGCUGACCGCUCUGAGAAUCAGGAUUCGUCAAUAUUUCCUGGCCUGACCGAGACCAGCUCCAUACUCUUAAAUUCUGAUGAACAAAGGAGAAUCAAGAAUACAACUCAAAAGGAUGUUACACAACAACCACCAGACCCUGAUUCAACAGAAGCUACCUUUCAGUCAAACUCUAUUCAUGAUACUAUUGAUAAGACAAUGGAUGCUAGUGAUUUUACUUUGGAAGAGUCAGAGAGUUUAUCGGACAUCGAUGACACUGAGGUGGAUGUGUAUAUUAACACAGAGGAGGAGAAGAAGUUGAAAACGACUGUCUGGGAGGAGCUUAACAGAGAAUAUCUUCAGGAGCAGGCAGCAAAAGAAGAUGCUGCAUUAGCUGCUAAGAGGGCCUUUGAAGCCACUUUUGCUAACUGCUCAGACGAUGUUGAAGGCGCAAGACAACUUGCUGCAGCAGCAGCUGCACAGAACAGGAAGGACAAGCGACAGAAGCGAGCUGCUGAGUUAAAAAGCCGUGGCCCUCCUCAAACUUUUGGGGAUGCAGUAAAAGGAAUGCUAGAUGCAAAGAGGUUGAGCUCAAGAAUUCGAUACGACUUACUGGACGGGCUUCUUGAUUCGGAUGAGCCGGACCCCAAGAGAAGCAAAACGGAGGAGCAGGCGGAGGAGCACGAAGAUGAAGAAGAUCCCGAAUUAGAUGGCCACGCUGACAACACCGAAGAAUAUGAUUAUGACCAAGAUAAUAAUGAUGAUUUGUAGGAGUAGUAUUUUUCACGUAUACCCUUUCUUCUAUAUUAUUAUGCAAAUACCAUUAUUUAAUUAAUAACUAUAGCAAGGCUAAAGGCUACAAUAUUUUUUGAUAAUAAACUUUUUGAUAAAGAUUA
This is a messenger RNA of Salvia splendens (bonfire salvia), 2737 nucleotides long. RefSeq names its product transcription factor IIIB 90 kDa subunit. The transcript has 21 exons. Gene Ontology annotation, molecular function: RNA polymerase III general transcription initiation factor activity; TBP-class protein binding; RNA polymerase III type 3 promoter sequence-specific DNA binding. Gene Ontology annotation, cellular component: transcription factor TFIIIB complex; transcription preinitiation complex; nucleus. Lineage: Eukaryota; Viridiplantae; Streptophyta; Magnoliopsida; Lamiales; Lamiaceae. Gene Ontology annotation, biological process: transcription preinitiation complex assembly; transcription by RNA polymerase III; DNA-templated transcription initiation. The coding region runs from base 780 to 2612 and encodes 610 amino acids. The record is from RefSeq and is a predicted model, not a curated record.